Olea europaea var. sylvestris is the source of this 707-nucleotide messenger RNA. RefSeq names its product protein CAJ1. Gene Ontology annotation, molecular function: protein-folding chaperone binding; protein folding chaperone. The transcript has 5 exons. Bases 82 to 462 code for a protein of 126 amino acids. The record is from RefSeq and is a predicted model, not a curated record. Gene Ontology annotation, cellular component: cytoplasm; nucleus. NCBI's taxonomy places the organism in Eukaryota, Viridiplantae, Streptophyta, Magnoliopsida, Lamiales, Oleaceae.
GUUUUUGGGGGGUAAUAUAAUUAGCCUUUCGUUAACAAUGGUUUUAUGUUGGGAUAAUUGAGAAUCCACAAAGACAGAAAUAUGCAAGGCGACGAAGCCAAAACCUUACUGGGAUUUCCUCCGCAUUCUUAUCCCUCCACGUCCCAGAUUAAGGCCGCUUACAGAAAGAAGGUUUGGGAAACUCAUCCCGAUCGAUUUCCAAAUUAUGAAAAAGUUCAGGCCGAGUGUAAAUUCAAGUUGAUUUCUGAAGCUUACAGUUUCCUCCUCAACUCUGUAUCGUAUACGCGGGUUGUAAGAAGUGGUGUUCCAAGAUCUCCUGGAGGAAGAAGAAAUUUGGCACUUACUUCGGUUCCUUUCUUUUUGAUCGUUCUAGGUGCAUUUACACUCGGGGGGUCAACUGCUGCCAGGGCUUACAGGAAACAGAAAGAGUCCUGUGCUUCUUACAAUCCCUUCCUCCCCUGAUCAUGAAUGUCCACAACAAUGCUCCGGUUAAAUAGUAGAAAUAUUAUUUGCGAAAUUUUGUAUUGUACGUGUGUGUGUGUGUGUGUGUGUUAUAAUAAAAUUCCAUUUGCUUGGCCUGAGUUCUCCGUGUAUAUUAGGGGCGGACCCAGGAAGUAUUUUCUGUGUGGGUGAUAUCAACCACAACCCGGAUGAUUCACUGCACUUCUCCGACAAUAUACUAUUAUAUACAAAACUAAAACAAACCA